GGAGGAGGUGGAGCAAGGCGGGGACGCACGGGACUCGGGGAUCUCUUCUCGGCCAUCGGGAGAGUACCCCGUGGCUGCGGGGCCGAGAUCGGGGCGGCUCCGGGAGCAGAGAUGGGGACGGCCGACUCCAAGCUGAACUUCCGGAAGGCGGUCAUCCAGCUUACCACCAAGACUCAGCCUGUGGAGGCCACUGAUGAUGCUUUCUGGGACCAGUUCUGGGCAGACUCAGCCACCUCAGUACAGGACGUCUUUGCACUGGUUCCAGCAGCGGAGAUCAGGGCUGUGCGGGAGGAGUCACCAUCCAACCUGGCCACCUUGUGCUAUAAGGCAGUAGAGAAGCUGGUGCAGGGAUCGGAGAGCGGCUGCCACUCAGAAAAAGAGAAGCAGAUUGUCCUCAACUGUUGCCGGCUCCUCACCCGUGUGCUGCCCUACAUCUUUGAGGAUCCUGAUUGGAGGGGCUUCUUUUGGUCCACAGUGCCUGGAGCUGGCCAAGAAGGGUGUGAGGAGGACGAGAAUGCCCGGCCCCUGGCAGAGUCCCUGCUCUUGGCCAUUGCUGACCUGCUCUUCUGCCCAGACUUUACUGUCCAGAGUCACCGAAAGAGUGCUGUGGACUCGGCAGAAGAUAUUCACUCCCUGGACAGCUGUGAGUACAUCUGGGAAGCUGGUGUGGGCUUUGCCCAUUCUCCACAGCCCAACUAUACCCAUGACCUGAACCGGACGGAGCUGCUGAAGUUGCUGCUGACUUGUUUCUCUGAGGCCAUGUACCUGCCCCCAGCCCCUGACAGCAACAGUGCCAAUCCCUGGGUGCAAUUCUUCUGCUCUACAGAGAACAGACACGCCCUGCCGCUCUUCACCUCCCUUCUCAACAUCGUCUGUGCCUAUGACCCGGUGGGCUAUGGGAUUCCUUACAACCACUUGUUAUUCUCUGACUAUCGAGAGCCUCUAGUGGAGGAGGCAGCCCAGGUGCUUAUUGUGACCUUGGACUAUGACAGUGCCACCAGCACCAGUCCCACCUUAGAUGGAACUACCACGGGCACUGCAAUGGAUGAUGCGGACCCGCCAGGCCCUGAGAAUCUAUUUGUGAACUACCUGUCCCGAAUUCACCGUGAGGAGGAUUUCCAGUUCAUCCUUAAGGGUGUGGCCCGGUUGCUCUCCAACCCUCUGCUUCAGACAUACCUGCCUAACUCAGCCAAGAAAAUCCAGUUCCAUCAGGAAUUACUAGUUCUGUUUUGGAAGCUCUGUGACUUCAACAAGAAAUUCCUCUUCUUCGUGUUGAAGAGCAGUGAUGUUUUGGAUAUUCUCGUCCCCAUCCUCUUCUUCCUCAAUGAUGCUAGAGCUGAUCAGUCUCGAGUGGGCCUGAUGCAUAUCGGAGUUUUUAUAUUGCUGCUCCUGAGUGGAGAACGCAACUUUGGGGUCCGGUUGAACAAGCCCUAUUCCGUUCGAGUUCCCAUGGACAUCCCUGUUUUCACUGGCACCCAUGCUGACCUGCUCAUUGUGGUGUUCCACAAGAUCAUCACCAGUGGCCAUCAACGCCUACAGCCUCUCUUUGAUUGCUUGCUCACCAUCAUAGUGAAUGUGUCUCCAUAUCUCAAGAGCCUGUCCAUGGUUGCAGCCAAUAAGCUGCUCCACCUUCUGGAGGCUUUCUCUACCACCUGGUUCCUGUUUUCUGCUGUCCAGAACCAUCACCUGGUAUUCUUUCUCCUUGAGGUCUUUAACAACAUCAUUCAGUAUCAGUUUGAUGGCAACUCAAACCUCGUCUAUGCCAUCAUUCGAAAGCGAAGUGUCUUCCACCAGUUGGCCAACCUGCCCACAGAUGUGCCCUCCAUCCACAAAGCCCUGCAGCGUCGAAGGCGGACUCCUGAGACCCUAUCUCGAACCAACUCCCAGGAGGGUGUUUCCAUGGAGGGCUCCUGCCCUGCUGCCCCUGCUGAGCCGGGUACCCUCAAGACCAGCCUAGUGGCUACACCAGGCAUUGACAAGCUGACCGAGAAGUCGCAGGUGUCUGAGGAUGGAACAAUGAAAUCUUUGGAGCCCGAGUCCAGUCGGAGCUUGGUUGAGAACAGCUCCCCAGCCAGGAAGAGCAAGGAAGAGUCAUGGAAUGGGGAGCCUGGCCAAGCUUGUGCAGAACAGCAACAAUCACCCACUGCUUCAGCGGGCGGGCAGUGGAGCCCAACUCCAGACUGGGUCCUCUCCUGGAAGUCCAAGUUACCACUACAGACCAUCAUGAGGCUGCUGCAGGUACUGGUGCCUCAGGUGGAGAAGAUCUGCAUUGAUAAGGGGCUGACAGAUGAAUCAGAAAUCCUCAAGUUUCUCCAGCAUGGCACACUGGUGGGGCUGCUACCUGUGCCUCAUCCCAUCCUUAUCCGCAAAUACCAGGCCAACUCAGGCACUGCCAUGUGGUUCCGCACCUACAUGUGGGGUGUCAUCUAUCUAAGGAAUGUGGACCCACCAGUCUGGUAUGACACCGACGUGAAGCUGUUUGAGAUCCAGCGGGUGUGAGGAGAAGAGAGCGAAGGACAGGAGAAGACGGAAGGGGUUUGAGUGGUUGGGUGCCAAGGUGAUCCCUGGACCCCUCACAGCUGCCUGGCUCUGACUCUUCCUUCUGAUUGCUAUUUCAAGCUUUGUUAUCACUUUGACCUGAGGAAGGGGGUGGGGAGGCAGUAACUUCCCCAAGAGCCCAGGGAUUGGGGGAAAUGUGGGGAGCCAACUUUGCCCUUUUCCCAUACCUGGCUUAUGAAGUCCUUCUGGUUCUGGUGGUAGUUACAGAAAACAACAAAGAUUGGAAGGUAGAGCCAAGGAAGAGGCAGCUUCCUCUUAGCAGAUACCUCUUGGUGUCCCACCUAAUCAAUUACUUCCCUUCCAUUUCAAGUCUGUAUUAUAGCCCUGGCUUCCCUGAAGACUUGUUUCUAUACCAUGCUUUAUUUGUUCACCCUCUUCUUUGACCAUGCCUUCCAGGUUCUCCCUGCAAGUGGCUCAGAAGUUCUUGGGCCCCUUGGAGGGGUUACUUUAGUCUGGGAUCCCCACUAUCUGGGUAGUAGUGGGGGAGCUGAGGUGUGAAUGCUGGGAUGCUCUUUACCUUCCAUUACAAAACAUUACUCAUUCCAUACCCAACAUGCCACUGAGGCUGAGCAGCUCAUAGGAAGAAUUGGGCUGAGGGAGGUUUUUAGGGUUUUGUGUUUUUUUUUUUUUGAGGGAAGAAGAGGUUAACAGUUCCAACCCAGAGUUCGAUCCAGUGGCUAUGGCCUAGGUGACCACCUAAUCCCCAAGCCCACAUUUUCAUAUUUGUACGAAGCCCUCUUCCGUGGGAAUCUUUUUCACAGACCAUUCCCCAAAAAGGAAUAUGACAGAGGGGAGCAACCCUCCACCCUCAUUCUAAUGUCAAAGGGUAGAGAACCUGUUUUUCCUCAUGUUGGAUAAGUAGAGGGGAGUGAGACGAAGACAGUCCAAGAUAUCCUUCCCUGGCUUCCCCAUAGCUGUACCAGCUGGCUGCCCUGAAACCCUCAGUCCUCAGCUCUGUCCUCCAACGUUGUUCUUCCAAGUCUUCCCCAUCCGUGGCUAAUCCCCACUCUCUGCCUGUGUCAGUACAAUCUUAAUUUUCAAGCACUAGAGAUGCGCUCUACAAUCUGCUACUUUACACAAAAUUAAAAUCUCCCUUUUCCUGGC
This is a messenger RNA of Vombatus ursinus (common wombat), 3663 nucleotides long. RefSeq names its product HID1 domain containing (gene HID1). Gene Ontology annotation, cellular component: Golgi medial cisterna; membrane; Golgi trans cisterna. The transcript is spliced from 19 exons. Lineage: Eukaryota; Metazoa; Chordata; Mammalia; Diprotodontia; Vombatidae. The record is from RefSeq and is a predicted model, not a curated record. Bases 112 to 2499 code for a protein of 795 amino acids.